CCCUCGAGGGAAUCUUGAACAAACGUGUGGAGUAAUACUUGACAGUCUUGAUCGACUUAUUGCAUGCUGUGCUUAACGGGUAAUUAAGUGCCUACGGAAGUUCCGGCAGCGAUUAAAAUAAUUUAAAAACAGAGGCAUCUUUUGCCUUAAAGCCUACAUGUAUAAUGUUGUUUUUCUGUGCUUCCACUAGAGGGCGAUAGUGUAGAAGUAGUGAGUGAGAGAGCCUAUGGGUGUUUUUCGCCCCAUGCCAAACGAUACAGCCGAAUGUUGACCAUCUACUCCGAGGGAAACAUAAUAUUGGCAGAAUAUUUACAUCGUUUUCACAGUUGCUAGGCUAAAGCCGUCGUAGUACUUUGUCUAUUGUAAUGUCAGCUGUUUAAGCCAUACGCCUAUAACAUGUAUCCAUAAGGCUACACAUCUGAUACAUGUUUUUUAUCGUUUGAGAACUUCUAAAUGAAAAUUAAGGGACAAAUAAAAACUUGCACUAUUUCAGGUGCUAAAUAUUUCAGUUUGGACUGCCUCAAGAUUCCUUACUGUUGUAUUGGAAGACAUUAAGCUAUCGUCUUAAAUAUGUUAACCACUGAUAUUUAACAGGCAGACGACAAAGUAGUUCAUAAAUGACCACAUGCGCAACACAGAAAAUGUUGAAGGUAAACUACUCCGUUGAAAAUACUGUUUGUUUGUGCUGCUAAUCCUGAUAGUACGGUAAAUGGGCGUGUCACUCAUGGUUCACCUGUCUGGAGUUUUAAGUUACAGUGAACGCUCCGCCAAGUCACUGAUACAGCGUGCUGGCUUUGUACAGUCCACACUGACUUUUGUCUGGCUGCGGGACGCUUGGAAGAUUGGAUCAGACUGAACAAAACGGGAUCCUUAGUUGAUCUAGCUACUGAUGUUUGGAUAUUUCACGAGUUGUUUAUCAGCAGAGAAUGCACUGAUGGUUAAUUCACACUGAAAAACUUCGUUGGAGCUUUACAUUUCCAAUCGGCUACGUUAAUGAACUGGGGUUGACGUUUUGUGGAUGCUCUUGAAAAGAAAAGGACAACCCAGUUUUAAAACGACCGUCUGAUAACUAGUGUACUGUCGUUUACGGAGCACCAGUUGCUGCCUAUUUUAAUGGGCUGGGGUAAUUUAAUCGCUUUUUGAAUUAUUUAUUAAUUUGAUAGUUUUGUUUUACUAUAAUUUCAAUGAUGGACUACGAGAACGGGUUGCCAGAUUUUAAGGAUCUUGAGAUCAAGUUGGGUCGCAAAGUUCCAGAAAGUCUCAUUCGAUCUUUUGCCGAGGGUGAUCUUGCAACUAAAAGUGAGGAAGAGAGACUGGAGACGCCGGUGAACGUGAAGAACCACACGUCUUCGGACUUGAAACGACUGGAGAGCAAGAUGUUAUUUUUAAAACAGGAAAUGGCGCACCUACGUGCUAUCGACGUGAAGCUGAUGCACCAGCUCCUGUCCAUCAAUGAGGGCAUUGAGUCCAUCCGUUGGGUCAUGGAAGAGAGGGCGGGCGUGGCCAGCCACGACAGCAGCCUGACGGGCAGCCUGUACAGCCUAUCAGACAGCCAGGAUGCCUCCCAGGGCGGGAGCUGCAGCAGCCUCCACAACUGCAGCGACAGCCUGGACGGGAUCUCCGUGGGCAGCUACCUGGACACGCUAGGAGAGGAUAUCCCUGAGCAUCCGUCGCCGACGGACAUGAUGGACGAGUUUUCCGACAAACCCGCCAUGGAUGAGGACGUUCUCAAGAAAUCGGACCUGCUACGCCCGAGAGUAGAGACGGACGAGUACUAUAUUUUUGGUUGAUUAUCUGUGUUGUUUUGGCUCACUAUUGCUAGCCUCCUGUGGGCUGGGACAGUCCCCUUGUGUUGGACUCUUCCCAUCUCCCGACCCCCCCCCCCCUCCCCAUCUCCACCCCCUAUGUUAGCUGCUGAUGACUGCAAUGUUGAAACGUCAUUGCUGCAACUCUUAAGCCCAGAUAGUGGGGGUAAUUAGUGUCCUAAUCUACCCCUGGUCCAGCUCUCAUCUGGUCACCGAAUUUGCCCUGAACCAGCCUAGAAUUGGCCUGCAGUGUGGGGGAGGUCACUGGGUUUCUCUGGCUGAACCUGUUGCCUUCCCCCUAAAGUCUGCAUUAAUCCCCCCCCACUACCCCCAGAAAAUACACCAUCAACCCAAACCCGCUUAACCCGUAUGGCAUCCUGGCCACUGCCACUGUGUGUUGGUAGUAACAGGGUGUAAAGGUCAUGGUAAUGGCCAUCUCAAGACCACACUCGGCAUCUUGUAUCUCCAAGACCCAAAUGUCCCAUCUGGGAUGCCUUAUUGUCUUACUCGUGUGCUCUUAUGUUGUCCUCCAAAGACUGCUCCUGUGCCUGUGUCUUACCCCC
Clupea harengus (Atlantic herring) is the source of this 2368-nucleotide messenger RNA. It is a transcript of the gene lurap1l, whose product is annotated as leucine rich adaptor protein 1 like. NCBI's taxonomy places the organism in Eukaryota, Metazoa, Chordata, Actinopteri, Clupeiformes, Clupeidae. Gene Ontology annotation, biological process: positive regulation of canonical NF-kappaB signal transduction. The record is from RefSeq and is a predicted model, not a curated record.